Molecule: messenger RNA, 6510 nt
Organism: Guillardia theta CCMP2712
Lineage: Eukaryota; Cryptophyceae; Pyrenomonadales; Geminigeraceae
Exons: 24
Coding region: 1-6510 (2169 amino acids)
Molecular function (GO): oxidoreductase activity
Source: RefSeq, a predicted model, not a curated record
AUGAACAUUCCUUCGCUUCUCUCGCAGCUCGAGCAUGCCACGACGUCGGACAAGAAGGCAAGAGCUAUCCAACACUACCUCAACAACCACAACCACCACUACACGCUCGUCAUCGAGCAGCUCUCAUCUUCCAUCCCUGCAGGCGGUACAUACUUCAGGGCCAAGUAUGGCAUGGUCGAGAGCGAAGCUGGCAUGCUGCGCCAGUGGCAGCGCGAUGCAUGGCUCCUGCAUGAUGUUGUGCGCGUCGUCUGCGAUCUGUUCACAAACGAGGAAUCUUUCACCGUGAAGUUCGCGGCGCUGGAGGCCCUCCGCAGGCUGAGACCGAGGGGCGAUGAGACGGCCAAGGAAGCUCUGCUCUCUUUCUUCGGUGAGAAGCGAAACUUCUUCGGCCACAAGAUCGAGGCAAAGCACAGCCUGGCGGAGAAGGCCCUGGAGGUGCUCACAAGCAUCUGCGACUGGUCCGACGUCCACGUCCUCUUCCGCCUCUCAGUCCUCCUGCGCGUAGGCUCCUGUUGCGAGGAGAUGUGGAUAGCAGACAGGGUAGACCUGCUCAGGUCCUGCCUGCGAGAUGAGGGGAGCGGAAAUGAAGUUCCUCCUGCACUUACCCGAGAGCUUCUCAAGGUGGACGUGAAGCUUUCUACAGGCAAGGAGGGAGGAGGAGGUUCUGAGAGGGCGGGUGAUGAUGCGGAGCAGGGAGAAUUCUGCAAGGACUGUAUGCUCUUGUUGUCCAACCCGCUCGAGGAGGAGGAAGCGGCGUUGAUGCGGGAUGGUCUACAUUAUUUCGGGCCUUGCGCCAAGGCAAACUCUGUCUUCUCGCAAGCACGGGAGAUUGUCGACGAUGUGCCUUUGGAGAGCCUGUGCUGUGAUGUCAAGGUGGAGGACGAGGUCAUGGAUUAUGACCCGAUGCAGACAGGGGCCCCUCGUGGGUUUAAGUUGACCAUCUCUAGCGAGACAGGAGUGGUGGAGGAGGCGAUCGGACGGGCCGUGUAUCACCCUCGCUUCUCCAACCUUGUCCUCCCGCUGCAAGAGCUGAUGAGUGACGAGAAGGGCCUCCAAUCGCCCGUCCUGAUGCAGCUCUACACGUGGGGAGGCGCUGAGCUCGGAGAAGCCAUGUACGACGUCAAGAACCGCGUCUAUCGCUCCUCCUGGCACCCUCCUCUCUCCUUGCGCUGGGAGCCCGUGGGAGGCGUCGUGCUGAGCACCGAGUUUCUGCUGCGAGAGCGGAAGGAGGAGGAGGUGGUGCUGGUGCUGGAGAACGACGUGGAGCUGACUUGGGAGCAUCGGCACCGUGUCUUCCGAGACUGGAGAUCGCAGCAGCAUCAGAGCGUGAGGGAGGAGAAGAGAAGGGAGGAAGAGGAGGAGGGAGGGAGGAGGAGGGAGAUACACGAGGGGAGAGAGGAGGAUAGGGACGGGGGGGGCGGGAGGAAGGACGAAGCUGCGAUAGAGUAUUCUAAGAUGGACUCCGCGGGUUGGAAGAGGGGGUCGAGCUGUAAAGUCACGCUGGUGGGUCUGCGGGUGACGAGAGGAAAGAGGCUGUUUCUUAACGCUCCUCUCCAACCUCCUCCUGACCUCGGACAGAGUUUCUUCCUCAUCGCAGAGAACUCCCUGCUGCAAAAGGGGCUCGACCGCUUCCUCCGGGACCUUCAGAGCAGGCAGCAGGAGGGGAAGAUGGAGGAGGAAAACGUGGAGCACAUGCGGGCUACGUGGAGGGCGGAGAGCUGUAUCGUCCAGCCGAGGGGGAGGGUCGACCCGGGGAAGAGCAGGGGGAUCCUGUUCCAGCUGCCCUGCAGCAGCGUGGAAGAGGGGUGCAUCCGGGCGGCGAUAAGAGGAGCAGCGGAGUUUGAGUACAGUCAGUUCAAGCGCUGCAGCGCUAAGAUGAGGAGGCUGGUAGCAAGGUUGCUGAUCAAGAUCAUGAAUCCGAACCAUCACGUCCUCCGGCACGUCGUUGAUCGUUACCUUCAGCACGUGGAGAAGGAGGGGAGGGUGAGUGAAAGCUUGCCGUGGAAGGUGGUGAAAGCAGCAUGCCUUGCCGGGCUCAACGACCUGUGCGUCUACAACAGGGAUCGGAUGUACGACGGGAAGGAAGGGACUGUUGGCGUGCAGCUGGUAUGGAAGGGCCUUGUAUCCUCCCUCCUGCAGAGCUUCCGUUGCUCCGACGAGUCUGUGAGAAUCAUGGCGCUAAGGAUCAACGGCAGGCUGCUAGAGUUUCUCUUCCGCAGCGGGAGCAUCGACAGAUUUUUCUGCAGCGUCCGGAGGAACGACAUGGACAUUGACAAGGACUUGGAGGAGGAGGAGGAGGAGGAGGAGGCGGACUCAAGUGUCUCCUCGCACCAUCGUCUUCAGUGCAAGUUCCGAACGAGCUUUCAGAUCCUCAGGAGGGCCUUGCGCGACAGAUCAUCUUCGGUGAAACAGGACGCGGUCCAUCAAUGCCAGCUCCUUCACAAGAAGUUUCAGUUUUCUCCCUCGUGGCUGCUCUCCGACCUGCAAGCUCUUAUCCAGGACAAGAGCGAGCAUGUCCGAACGGCGGCCCUGCAUUGCCUCGCCUCCCUCUGCCCCAGCAACAGGCUGCACAAGUUCCUGGCGAGGGAGGAGGGGCGCCUGCAGGUAGGGAUCAGGAUCGGAGUAGAGAGUUUGACCUCGUUCAGGGGUCAGGCUUGCCUGUCCCGCAUGUUCGUUACCCUUAGCCGACUCAACCGCCUCCCUCCCCUCCAGGUGGACCUGCACCAGUGGCAUCCUCCUCUCAUCUGGACGUGGGAGGAGGUCGGCAGGACUGGAUGGAUCGCUGAGAGGGGGCACGAGCGCAAGAACUUUGUCAACCUCCACGUUGAGGAGGAAGGAGUGAGAGCAGAACAUGCCCUCGACGUCUCCUACUCCUCCCUCCUCCUCCACGGGCUCGAAGACAGGCUGUGGGUCCGAUGCUGGGAGCAGCCGAACCAGCGGCUUCCUCCCGAGCUGGUGGGGGAGGCGAACGUGCCUGCGCAUGCGCUUCUGCGGGUAGACAAGCACAGGAUAGAGGCGAGGGGAGCCAGGAUCAGCCUACUCGUGCAAUGCCGAAAGAUCCUCUCCAGCACCAUGGCGAGCGAGUGGGGCAGCGCGAACUUGUUCUUCGUGAUCCGAGGAGGCGCAGCAUCGUGCGUGCUGUACGCGUCGGAGGUGCGGAGGAAGGAGGAGGAGGUCGAGUUCAGCCCAGUCUCGCUGUCGUUGGAGCGCUUGUCGCCUUCAGAUUCCUUGAAGCGGCCAUGGACGGAGAAUUACUUGUCUUCUCUCCUCCUCGAGCUCUGGGACUGGGACGUCAGUCGCCAGCAUCGCUUCCUAGGGAGCUGCGAGAUGCCUCUGGACGAGCUUCACAGGCUGUCGCAGGAGCUGGUGGCGUACGAGAGCGCGGUGGAGGAGGAGAAGAUGGCGAUGGAGGAGGAGGAGAGGAGGAGGGCAAGGGAGACCGGAAGAGGAGGGAGGGAGGGAGGGAUCGUUCCGAUGGAGCAGAGGAGGAGCAAGGAGUUUGUGAAGCCGAAGCUUGACUUCUCCCUUCGAAAUUUCCAGCUGGAAACUGUCGGACUCUGUGAGGUGGCCGAGGUGGAGCUGACGUGCCCAGAGCAGUGGCAUGCUCCUCUCUCCCGCGCCCCCUACAAGGACAGAGACGGCGGCCUGCUCUUCAUCCACCAAGUCGCCUUCUCCUCCGAUCCCCCUGCCCCCAUCUCCUCCCCUGCCCCUCCCUGCGAGGACGAGGAGCGGAGGCUAAGGGAGCUCUACAGCAGCGAGCGAGCUGCCUCGCCGGUCGGCGUCCUCAACGUCCUGGGAGUGGAGGGGGACGGGAACUCCUUCGACUCUGCCGACCCCAGCUGGAGGGUAAGGCAAGCGGCUGUUCGCGUCCUGUCGGAGCUCUCGAGCACCGGGGAGGAGGCGACUGCAGCUGGGCUGCUGUCGGGGUGUGCGGAUCAGGAUGCCGAGGUCCGCGCCCUUGCAGUGGAGGGCUACAGCAGGAGGCGGUUCCCUGCUGACAGGGACGCCGUCGAGGAGCUGAUCCGACAGGUGCGGUCCGGUCAGUACCUGGAGAAGAACAACUUGGAGCUGGCGGACCGUGAAUGGAGGAAGGUGAGGGAACGUGCGCUCCUGUCUCUCCCCCGCCAUGCGAGCAGGGGGAAAGUUUCCAUCCUUCUCAGCUCGGGCAGGAAGUGCGCGCUGUCCAUCGAGAGGAGGGCCAAGGAAGAGAAGAUGGCGAUUUCUCAGCUCACGGGGGAGCUGGAGGAGGUGAACGAGGAGCUGGAGCGGCACGUGGCGAAGGAGAGAGGAGAGGAGUGGGAGAGGAAGAUGAAGAGGCUGCUGAAGAGGAAGGCUGUCACGGAGAGAGAGAUUGAGUCUUCCCAGCUCUCCCUCGCCUGGCUUCUAGCAGACCUCGAGAGGACGUGGCAGGGUGUCAGGCGCCAGCGCCACCGGCUCUUCCUCCUCACCAGAGCUCUAGAGCUCGAGGCCUCGGGCGGGCCCAGCAGCGAUGUUGACCAACUUCUCGUCUCCUCCUCAGAGGAUCAGUUGGAGUGGCCGAGGGACUGGCAUCCUCCCCUCCUGCUCCCCCGCCCUCCCCGAGCGAGGGGGAAGACGCUCUUCUUCUUCCGCUUCCUCUCCGAGCUGGAGGAUCUUUGCGGCUUCGAGUUCCUCCUCCCCCACAGGUGGGAGCAGCUGCAGUUGUUGGAGCAGAUGGAGGAGGAGACUCGGCUGGCCAGCUUCUCCUACUUCUCGCACUGCUUCGCAUGGAACGCCACGUGGCUCCCUGGCAUCCAGCUCGGGAGCUCGGGGUCUCUCGCACCUGGGGAGGUACUGGAGGGGGAGCUGGUGACUUGCUGCCUGUGGUGUCCUCCGUUCGAGAGGCCGUGGAAGGGCGGGAAGGACGUCUGGGAUAGCAGCCUCAUGUGGAACAGUGCUGGGUUCCAGCUGGGGGAGGUCUCUGCUGCUCUAGAGCUGCUCACAUUUCAGGAUCAAGAGCUUCAAGGGAAAAUCGCGGUGGUCGCCUUGAGGACAAGGGAUGCGGAUGCGGAGCUGGUCAGCCAGAUCGUCACGAAGGCCAAAAGGAAGAAGGCAAGAGGAGUCGUGCUGAUCUCGCUGGAGGAGGAGAGCUUCCAGGGGAGGUUCUCAGUGGUGCAGAGCACCGAGACUAUUCCCAUCCUCUGCGCGGAGGAUUUCUUCGACCACGCGUGGAUGUCUGCCUCCCUAGAGAGUGACGACGAAAUCUUCGAUGCGGUCGUCGCUGCUCUACAAGAUCCGCACGAGCAGGUCCGAUCGACCGCAUGCCAGGCGCUGGGCAACAUAUCGCAGUAUCCGAGCGGCAAGGGGAGGUGGAGCAGAGGAAGUGUCGUUGUCCUCCAUCACCUCUGCGAGUUGCUCCUGCAGGACCCUUCCCCUCUCGUCAGAGCAAGCUGCGUGAAAGCCAUUUCCAUGCUAGGUCCAUCAAGAAAUGCAGAGGUUGCAGCAGCUGUCAUGAGAGCAGUCAAGAGAGAGAAGGAAGGUUUUCUACACGAGCAGCUCUUGAAGCUGCUGUCCAGCACUAUCUCCCCGGGCGAAGAGGAUGUCCAUCUCAACGAGCAGGCGGCGAGGGCCAAGGAAGCGCAUCAUGGCGCCCUCUUGUCUCGUCACCAGGCGGCAAGCGUCCUCUCAGAUCUCCUGUUCAACAACAUCGACUUGCAAAUCGCUCGCCAGAGAACUUUCGACAUCUAUUGGACCAUGUCUUCCAACCCGAGAUUGACUUGCACAUGGCCCGCGCACAAGUUCCAACUCAAUAAGGGGAAGAAGGAAGAUAGUGAGACCCUCUCUGCUCCUUCCUUCCUCUCCCCGGAGUUACUCGCCUGGGCCGGCUGGUUCUUCUCGCCCGACGAGGACGCGUACGACCGUUGCUGCUGCUUCUGCUGCGGAGCAUGGAAGAGCGACUGGAGGAGAGCCGAUGACCCGCUCAGCUUCCACGAGCAGAGCUGCUUGUACAAGAUCUGUGCUUUGCCAUAUGCGGACGAGAGGUUCUUGCAGGUGCCUCCUCCUCGCGAUUCGCAGAGAAAGCUUGCGAGCAAGAGCACCUGUAAGAUGAACUGGAGAAUCAAGAUCCCUACCUCCCUCGAGCUCCAGCUCGGGCUCCCGGAGGUUGGAAAACUCGCGGGGGCAGUGGAAGCCUCCUCCCUAGAGUUGGAAUAUCAUUCAGCGAUCCUCCGAUCCAACGAAGAGAAGAUGAAGGUCAACGUCGACCUAGCUCUAGAAGUAGCACAAGCUGCCUUUGGUCUGCUCGGCCGUGUGCAGGAAGAGAGCGCCUUGCUGGCCUUGAACAUGUACGUCCAGUCAGGAUGCGCAGAGCAGGACGUCAUCGAAGACGACGACGAGGCGUCCUUGCCGUCUCUACCCAGCGGGGCCAAGGUGGUGGAGGGCGUGCGAGCGGGAGUGCAGAAAGAAUGGCUGGCUGUUCGCCGGUCGAUGCUCAGCCUCGGCCAGGGGAGGAGGAGGAAGCUGAUACGAGCCAUCGCUGACUAUGCACGAUGA